Molecule: messenger RNA, 615 nt
Organism: Melampsora larici-populina 98AG31
Lineage: Eukaryota; Fungi; Basidiomycota; Pucciniomycetes; Pucciniales; Melampsoraceae
Exons: 1
Coding region: 1-615 (204 amino acids)
Source: RefSeq, a predicted model, not a curated record
AUGACCAGAUCAAAAAAGAAAUCCACCCCCACAAACUCUCCAAACUCACAUGAUCAGAACAACGCAACAACCUCCACAUCUAAGCCCACGAUUCCUGAAAAGCAGCAACCCAAAUCCGAAACGACAUUUGACAUCCCGCCUAAACUCUCUACUUCCGAUAAUUCAAAUAAUGUAUACUUUAAAAUUGAAACUUUAGAUGACAAACUCCGUACAAUCAUCUUACAGCAUGAUGCUGAACAAAAGCUUCAGGAAAUCACCUGCUUGCAGAUGUAUCAAAUCUUAGUACACUUCAACCCGGCAACCAAGUCUCGCCCAUAUCAUAAGAAGGCCCUACUGACAAACAAUUUUCUAGCCAACGUACUUCCUCUCGUCCGGCCAUAUGCCUUACCCGCGCCGACUACACAGCCCAUGCAAACGAAGCAAUCGAUUGAUAAUGAUUUUGACCCUCUCAGUCGGAAAACAACUAAACAACAGCUCACAUCUGCUAUUCGCAAUGCUAAUCCCAAGUUUACAAUUGCACCUGGCUCUCGCACAGAUAGCUUGCUCAUCCUUUAUAAGGCGUUCGGGAUAAAGACGUAUCCUCUACAGCAGCUGCCGUCCUGGGGGCCCACCUGA